Aureobasidium melanogenum CBS 110374 is the source of this 726-nucleotide messenger RNA. RefSeq lists its product as uncharacterized. The record is from RefSeq and is a predicted model, not a curated record. The transcript has a single exon. Bases 1 to 726 code for a protein of 241 amino acids. Lineage: Eukaryota; Fungi; Ascomycota; Dothideomycetes; Dothideales; Saccotheciaceae.
AUGCCCCCAGCGAAGUCUUGGACUGGUCGCCAAUUCUCCAAUCAUUGUUGUCGAUACUGCGACAAAUUAAACAAAGGAUCAAACUUGUCUCGCAAGGAAUCUCAUUUAAGACAGUGUUCCAAUUUUGCAGAACACGUUCAGAAGCUUAGGAAAGAUGAUCCAGAAGAGGAAUUAAAACAGAUAUUCGAUUCGCUCUUGUCGUCUGCAGAUGGUACCGCAUGGAUCAAUCGUCAGUUUCCUUCGCAAAGUUGUUAUCAUUGCAAUGAUGCGUUGCCUGAGGCAAAUCGCGUACGCAAGACAACGCACCUGAAGACUUGUGACGGAUUCAGGGAUCUUGUCCAAACUUUUCUGCAGCAAGGAAGCACGACGGACCUGGACGAGGUUCCUAGGGAUGUUCUGGAACCCGUUCAAAGUCAAUGUACUUUGACAUUGCGGAACGAAUUCCUUGUAUCGUCGCAAAUCACACCAACAACUUUAGCUACACCAGUUCGGCUUUUCCCACACCCACAACUAAGCAACGAGAGUGUUAUUCCUUUUGCGAGCACCCAUGCUUCGCCCGAUCUAAGUGCCGGCAGGCAUAAUGGUUUGAACCUUGAACCAACCAUGAAUUCAACGAUGAUAGAAAGACCAACGCUGCAUCCGGAGCCUUGGAGCAACACAGACCUGUUGCAAGACAUGCAAAGCCUGAGGUGCGAUGUUCGAUGUUCGCUUCAAUGCAUUUUCUAA